AUGAAUGGCAUAAUAUUGGCGGGAAAAAGUGCGUCUUUUAUGGAUAAGUGCAAACGUUUGGAUUUCGUUUCUGUAACUCUAGCAGUUGCCGAACAUUCAGCCACACGGGAACAAUCCAGGCACCACUCCCACCGCAAGCAUGAGACUCAUGAGGAGGGAAAAGAAUUUGAGACAUCCGAAGAAAUUUCAGAAUGGCAUAGCAGACACAAACACCACAGGAGGAGAGAAUUAGAACACCACAUUUCCGAUGAUUUGAAAGAAAUAUUGGGCACGAAUAGUCAUCACGAAUGCAGUGAACUCCUUCAUAAGUUGACUGGACACCAUGAUGAAGCUUCUGCAGUGAAAUAUAUAGAAAACCAUACAGGACUGCGUGAUAAACACCAAGUUUACGAGUUUUUGAUAAAAACUCGAGGAUCAAGAACCUGGAAGUUUCUCGUGGACUUUCUGAAGCUGCUGGAUGAAACUCCGCAUAUCAACAUUGUGAUAGAGCUUUUGAGACAAAUCACGAAUGAGAUCGAUGUGUUAGAUGCUUACAAAGCACUGAAGCCGUUAAUAGGACAUGAUAAUUUCGACGGAGUUUACGAGACCUUGCAGAAGAUCUCUGGGGAGAAAGAUGCGUACGAAGUUGCGGACUAUUUCAAGCAUAUCGCACAUACCAGUGGUGUCGAAGGCUUCAAACUGGAAGUUUUAAAGCUGACGGGAGGAGUGGGUCCUGCAGAUUUCCCACGACUACUGAAAGUACUCCUGCCUGAAAUCGAUAUGAAAGGAGCUUUUAAUCUCAUUGUAUUGGGAACCAGGACCGUUGACAUCGGUGACGCUAUAAAGAGUUUGAACAAAUUAUUGAAGACAAAAUCUUUCACAGACAGCAUUAAUAUUCUCAAAACUGUUACUAGACAAACACGUUUGAGACUUAUUGUGGAGAAUUUAUACAAAAUAGCUGGCGUCGGAGACUUGCUGAAGGUUCAAGAUAUGUUCAAAGACGUUUUCGACACUGACAAUAUUGUGACCAUAAUCCACCAAGUGAAUAAGGUGACGAAGGGCCCCGACGCGCUGUUUAUCCUCAACUCUCUGUUAGAUGUUACCCUCGCUAGCAACAUAAAGGACGCAGCGACAAUCAUAAAAACACUCACUAUUAAACACAUGUCACUGCUAGAUAUUUUGGAAAAUAUUCGCGUCAAGUCUGGCCAUGAAAACAUUAUCGAUUUUUUCAAGGCAAUGAUAUCUAUGACCGGAGCCAAAUAUAUAUUCGUGUUCUUCGACAAGGUGCACAAAUAUACCACGGCGGAUAUCAUUAUCUUCUUGCAGACGAUACUGCGAGUCACCAACACAACGAAUGUAAGAUUCGCUGCGGCCAUGUUGAAUAAAAUAUGUGAUAUGGACGAUUUAUUUGAAGUCAUCCACGAAAUUUAUGAUAUCACUAAAAUGGAUUUACAAGAAGCAGUAAUGAUACUUGAGGAUUUCACUGAAACUGAAAACUUGAUUGCCGCUUUACGUGACUUGCCGAGAGCUACUGGUCAACCAGAUAUUUUAUCGGCCAUAAAAUACAUUAAAGAGAACAAGCCUCGCAUACCUAAAUCGACCACCACAACAACCACAUCAACAACAACUCAACCGACUACUACAGAAGAUUAUGACUCCUACGAAGAAGAUGAUUACACCUCAGAAGAAACUUUUGAAGAAGAUGCAUACACUGAACCUAUUACUACCACUAAAGAGGUAACGGCUAUUACAUCAGAGGCAACGACUGUUUCAUCAGAGCCAGUGACUAUAGCAACGGAAGCAAUUUCUAUUACUACCGAGUCAGUAGCUUCAGCAGCAAUCACUGAUACAACGGAGCCCUCAACCUCAACAACAACUAAACUUAAAGAGGUAACAUCUAAACCAACAGCAACUAUGACAAUUAAAUCAACAACUACCCUAACAACUAUUGAACCAGCCGCAACCUUCGAGUCACCAGCGACUGAACCAGAAAUUACAACCUCUAAAUUAGCUACCGUUAAUACGGACCCUACAACUAUUGAACCAAUGGCAAUAACUAUUGAAACAACAAAUAGUACUGAAUCAGCAACUGAAAAUAUUGAUUAUAAGACUACAAAUGGAGCAUUAACAACCACUACUGAAGUUGUUUCUGAAAAAGAAGAGUCAACAACAGGGCAUUCAAUAAUAAAUACUACUGAAAAAGUUAGUAAUGAAGAAAAUAUGACAACUGGACGUUCAUCACAAUUAGGUUUUAAUGAUGGUUUAUCUGUAUCUGAAUCAAAAGGUACUUUAUACGCCUCUGAGUAUAGUAAGGAAAUAAUACAGAAAAAACCACAUACUCAAAGUGCUAGCGCUUCUGAAACUAAUGAAAUUGAAUUUUCUACUAAAAAAGAUUUAAUAGGGGAAGAACUACCUAUAACAACUCAAAAAUCAACUUCCAACAUUAAAGAGACAGAUGCUAAAGGCUCAACAACAACAACGGAUCAACCAACUACCAAAGCGCAUGAUAAGUCUCGUGGCAACACCAUUCAAGGUACAGAUGAAUAUGAAGAUACAUCAUGUUCAUCAGAAAACCUUGAGUCAGGCGAGGAAUGUUUUGAUGUUACCGAUAACCCUGAUUUUUCAGAAGAAGUAAGAGCAGAAGAAGAAGUGGCUAAACCUACAACAAAAACAGAAGCCUCAACAACAGCUUUAGAAGCCACGACUGCAGAAUCAUCCACAUCAACAUUGGAGUCAACAACGAUUAAGGAACCAAAUUCAUUCACUACAACACCUCUAAUACUAACUACAACAACUGUAGCAGUACGUUCUGAAACUAAAAACGCCACUAUAAUAUCUGUAGAACCUACGAGUGCCCCCACAAUAGUACCAAUAUUUUCACCAAUUGGAUUAUCAACAUCACCACAUAUAUCAACUGACAACAUACUUAUAACAAGGUAUCCCACUACUGAACUACCAGAAUAUUACGAUUCUUAUGAGGAUUAUUCAACAGAAGCAACUGACCCAGUAACCUGUCCUCCAGGUGACCCGGAACAGGAUAAUUCAGAUGAAUCUAUAAUAGUUACAGAAAAGUCAGCAAAUGCAAAUGAAAAUAUUACAGAUCUCUUUGAAGAUUUUGAAGGUAAUACAACAUUGAACCUGUCUGCUACAACAACAUCAACCACCACAGAAGAAACAUCGACUACUUAUACUGCAAAGCCGCUAGUCGCUCUAAACGAUUUAGCAAUAUCUAUAACUGAAAAACCAUCUCUUACGCACACAACCACAAUAGAUAAACUACAGACGACCACAUCACCAUUUACUACAGAAGCGGACGCUAAAAGUCCAUUCCAUGAGUUCGGACCUAUGUCACAACCUCCUAUAACGACCACUGAAGAACCGACAACUACAACUGUAGGAGAACUAAUAACUUCUGAAUUUGAACAAUAUACUACUCCUUCAGAAGAAUUAAUAUCAAUCACUAAACCACAAGGCCCUGCUACGUCCACUCCCACUAUAACUGUAGGCGAAACAAUAACUUCUAAAGAAGAAUUAACGCCUACUAUAAGUACAAAGGGCUCAACAACUAAAGAACCGACAACUCCCGUUAACUCUAAAGAAUAUACGACUACCGCAUCAGAAGCAACUAUACCUAUUACAGAAGAAUCAACAACUUCUACACCUAUUAACGACCCUGAACAACCACCAACUACCACACCAGAAGCACGAACGUCUACAGAAGAAUCAACUCCUUCGACAUUAGAAGAACCAACAAUUACCACUAACCCUGAACAACCAUCAACUACCACAGCCAAAACACAAACAACUACAACAACUGCAGAAGAAUCUACAACUACUGCGACUAUAGUAGACAAACUAACGAUGAACACGGAUUCAGAAAAUACAGAACAAGAAGAAAGUACAGAGGUCAGUCCUAGUCCAGAGCAAAAGUCUUACAGCCUAAUAAAGAGUGAUGAAAGAAUAUCCGCUAGUACUAAUACAGACAUAUGGAAUAUCUCAAGUACAGAGACAGCAAGCACUGCUACCACAGCAGAAGAAGUAUUGACUAUAAAAGAAGAAGAACUGAUCACUAAAACGACAACAGCAGAGGAUACAACAGACGCAGUAACGACUUUAACUACCUUCACAACUGAAGGUCAGACAACUAGCAUUAAAAAAGAAGAAGCAACCGUUACAAAAACUAUAGACGAACCAACGGCAAUGACAAUCACAGAAGAAUCAUUCAUUACUACAACUAAAGAAGAACUAACAUCAAGAGAAGAAUCAACAACUACUAUGACGACAGAAGAGACAACAAAUAUUGCAACAGAAAAAACCACGAGUGGAUCAAUAGCAAAAGAACCAACUAUUACCACUAUAUCAGAACACCAAACUAAUUUCAUCACUACAGAAUUUGCAACAGUUACUACAUCAAGUCCAGAAGAAGGAAAAUCUACAUCAAGUUUAGAAGAACCAACGCCUAUAAUAAGUUCCGAUAAACCAACCUCUACAACAGGCACAGUAGAACUAACAUCUACAAUAAGUACAGAAGAACCUAAAACUACAACAAAUACAGAAGAACCAAAAACUUCAACAAGUACAAAAGAACAAACGUCUAUAAUAAAUACAGGAGAACCAACAACUAUAGAAGAACUAACAUCUUUAACAAGUACAGAAGAACCAACAUCUACAACAAGUACAGAAGAACCAACAUCUACAACAAGUACAGAAGAACCAACAUCUACAACAAGUACAGAAGAACCAACAUCUACAACAAGUACAGAAGAACCAACAUCUACAACAAGUACAGAAGAACCAACAUCUACAACAAGUACAGAAGAACCAACAUCUACAACAAGUACAGAAAAACCAACAUCUACAACAACUACAGAAGAACCAACAUCUACAACAAGUACAGAAGAACCAACAUCUACAACAAGUACAGAAGAACAACCGUUUACAACAAAUGGAGAAGAACUAACGACUAUAAUAGUUACAGAAGAAUCAACAACGACAGAAGAAAUAACAAAACAAAGGACUACACUAAAGAAACAAUCAACCACAUCAACGGAACAAUCGACUACCGAACAUCUGACAACAACCAAAGAACAAGGCACAGCAACUACUGAACAACUUACCACUACAACAGAACAAUCAACUAUAGAACAACAAUUAACAAUCGCAGAACAAAGGUCAUCAAGUAAUGAACAAGCAACCCUAACAACGGAACAAUCGACUACCGAACAACAGAUAAUAAACACAGAACAAGAGAGAACAAGUACGGAACAAAAAAUAAUAAUCGCAGAACAAGAGUCAACAGAUAAUAAACAAGCAAUCAUAACAACUGAACAAUCAACUACCGAGCAACAGAACACAACAACAGAAUAUGGGAGAACGCCCACUGAACAACUAAGUACUAUAACUGAACAAUCGGCCAUCGAACAAGAAACAAAAAUCAAAGAAGAAGGAACAACACGUAGUGAACAGCCGACCACAACAACGGAUCAAUCAGCUACUGAACAGCCGACAAUAACCAAAGAACAAGGCACGAAAAGUGAUGAACAACCAACCGUAACAACAGAACAAUCGACUAACGAACAACAGUCAACAACUACAGAACAAGGCAGCAUAAGUACUGAACAACCAAUCACAAUAACGGAACAAUCAAAUACACAGCAACCAUCGACAACAACAGAUCAAGGGUCAACAAGAGAUGAACAAUUAAGCACAACAACGGAACAAUCGACUACCGAACAACAGACGACAACAACAACAGAACAAGGGAGAACGAUUACAGACCAACUAAUUACAACAAUCACAGAACAAGAAACGGCAAGUUAUGAACAAUCAACCACAACGGAACAAUCGAUUACCGAGCAACAGACAACAACUACAGAACAAGGGAGAGCAAGUAGUGAACAACUAAUUACAACAACUGAACAAUCAGUUAUUGAACUAGAAACAAUAACCACAGAACUAGAAGCAACAAGUCAUGAACAAAAAACCGUAACAACGGAACAAUCAACUCCUGAACAACAGACAACAACUUCAGAACAAGGGACAACAAGUACUGAAAAACCAAUCAAAAUAACGGAACCAUCGAAUACACAGCAACAAUCAAGAACAACAGGACAAAGGUCAACAAGUGAUGAACAACGAACCUCGACAACGGAACAAUCGACUAUCUCGCAACAGACAACAACAACAGAACAAGGGAGAAUGAUUACAGACCAACUAAUUACAACAAUCACAGAACAAGAAACGGCAAGUUAUGAACAACCAACCACAACAACGGAACAAUCGAUUACCGAGCAACAGACAACAACUACAGAACAAGGGAGAGCAAGUAGUGAACAACUAAUUAAAACAACUGAACAAUCAAUUAUCGAACUAGAAACAAUAACCACAGAACUAGAAGCAACAAGUCAUGAACAAAAAACCGUAACAACGGAACAAUCAACUACUGAACAUCAGACAACAACUUCAGAACAAGGGACAACAAGUACUGAACAACCAAUCACAAUAACGGAACCAUCGAAUACACUGCAACAAACAAGAACAACAGAACAUAGGUCAAAAAGUAAUGAACAACGAACCUCGACAACAGAACAAUCGACUACCGAGCAACAAACAACAAUAACAAAUGAAGAGUCAACAAGUGAUGAACAAUCAUCGAUGACAACGGAACUAUCGACUGCGGAGCAACAAUCAGUUUCGGAACAAGAAACGAGGAGUCAACAACCAACUACGGCAACUGAAGAAUCAACUAAUACGGAGACCGAUGAACUAACCACUGGAUUAAUAGAACAAUCAUCAACAACGACAUCAGAGAAACUAACAGAAAAAAAUACAUCAGAGCCACCUGACACGACCGUUCAAGAAGUCGUUGGGACAACUGAACAGUCAAUCUCAACUAUGGACCAAUCAGAACAGACUAAAACAACUGAAGAAAGAAACACAAUCAGAAUACCUGCGAAACAAAGAACUGCAAUAACAACAGAUACAUCAACAUUAGAACAAGCCAACACGGAUGCGGAACAAAACGAAAAUAUUGAAAAACAAAUUUUAACAACUGAAAAAGAAAUAUUAGCAAAAGAACAGGAGGCAACUGUAAAUGAAAUUAAUACAGGCAUAAAAUCUGUAACAGAACCAAAUACAGCUUUUGAUCAAAAUUCCUCUCCAGAUGUAACGAUAACUAAAUCAUCUUAUGGUUCUACUGAAACCAAAUUAUCUGAUACAAUCGAAAAAUCAUCUAGAAAAGAACAAGAUUCAUCAACAUUAGAAGAACAAACAUCAUUCAGGCAAGCACAAGCGACUGAACAACAAUCUUCUGAAACCAAUGAAAGUAUACAACAUCAAUUAUCAGAAGAGACUGUCUUACGGCAAUCUUCUGAAGUUUUAACAAAAGAACCCAAGCCACCAGGGUUCCCAACAGAGCAAUCGGUUACGGAUGUAGAUUUGCCUAAUGUUGGAGGUAAAUUAGGACUCAAUCACGGAAAGAAACAAAUAUUAAACGCUUUAGAAACGAAUAUGAACUUAAAAUUACUUAUGUUGCCAAAAGGGCCGAAAGGCAAAAACUGUUUCUGCACUUGUGACACUUCUAGCAGCCCACAGAUUAUACCACUGGAAGAACUGCCUAAAGAGACAAAUUCUUAG
Molecule: messenger RNA, 7614 nt
Organism: Arctia plantaginis
Lineage: Eukaryota; Metazoa; Arthropoda; Insecta; Lepidoptera; Erebidae
Source: the annotation of a GenBank genome assembly